AUGUUGCUAUUGGAACCUGCGCUUGAUAUCUACAAGGAAAAUGCCAUCUCCCGAAUUAGCUCGCAGUCAAACGGCGACAACCAAAGCAUUCAGACUCUCGAAGUUGCCUUCUUGCUGAUAUCGGCACGUCAAGUUAACCCCGAUAUCUUUGAUGCGAUGUUCCCUCUCCACCGGAAUCCCGGAGACAUUAUCAUCCAGCAGGGGGAUGAGGGCGACAACUUCUAUAUCAUUGACCAGGGCGAAGUGGAGGUGAGUCUGCCAGUUAUUCGAGCUCUCUGCUAUUCCAGCCCCAUCCCCAAAAAAGAACACUUGUCCACAAUAACUGGUUUUGCCCUGGUCAAAGUGCUUUAA
This is a messenger RNA of Dibothriocephalus latus, 351 nucleotides long. Lineage: Eukaryota; Metazoa; Platyhelminthes; Cestoda; Diphyllobothriidea; Diphyllobothriidae. The record is from the annotation of a GenBank genome assembly.